Monopterus albus (swamp eel) is the source of this 6902-nucleotide messenger RNA. Its product is annotated as attractin-like protein 1. The record is from RefSeq and is a predicted model, not a curated record. The transcript has 31 exons. Gene Ontology annotation, cellular component: Golgi apparatus. NCBI's taxonomy places the organism in Eukaryota, Metazoa, Chordata, Actinopteri, Synbranchiformes, Synbranchidae. The coding region runs from base 472 to 4692 and encodes 1406 amino acids. Gene Ontology annotation, molecular function: protein binding.
CCCAUGCUCGGGGCUUUGUGCAGGAGUUUCCCCAAUAGAAACCAGCUGUGGACCCGAGAGCCAGAGCAGAGUGAGCAAAGAGAAGCACCGAUCCAGGAAAAGCGGCCGUCAUAUCUCUCGAUAGCAAAGCCGGGCAGAGCGCACGUCUUUGCCAGGGAACACGUCCAGGGGCAGAGCAGCGCGCACCGAUUACUGGAGGUCUGUAGGUUUAUUUUAUGUCCGGGACAAAGAGAGAGCACCCUCCGGUUACGGUCGUGUGUUUACAUCGGAAUCCUGACCACAGUGGAAGUUAUCCGGAAGACUUGCGUGAAAGCGCUUCGACACAAGUAUUUGCCUUUACAGCAAUACAGGUAGGCUGCUUGAGCCUAUGGACGCGCUACUGAUGACAACAGAUCACCUCCCAGCUUAAGGUGACAGUCUUGAUUUACUGUUCGUGGCUGCGGCCUCUCAGAAAGACGCGCUCCGUCCAUCAUGGAUGUUGGACGGAUAUGUUUUUGCACCUGGACCAAGUCGUCCACAGGAAGCGCCCGGGAAGUCUUGAAAACAUACGUGGGAUUAUUUGUGAUGCUUCAUCUCAUGCUCCACGCGGAAGCCUCGCUGGUGUCAAAGUCUUGUGAUAAAAACUGUUUCUCAGGGAAGUGCAUCAAUGGAACGUGCGUGUGUGACCACGGAUGGGUCGGGGAUCAGUGCCAGCACUGUCAGGGCAGAUUCAAGUUAACAGACGUGUCGGGCUUUCUCACAGAUGGACCAGUAAACUACAAGUACAAAACCAAAUGCACUUGGCUAAUAGUAGGACAUCUUAAUGCAGUACUCAGGCUGCGCUUCAAUCACUUUGCCACUGAGUGCAGCUGGGACCAUAUGUAUGUCUACGAUGGAGACUCCAUUUACGCCCCUUUGGUUGCUGUCUUCAGUGGCCUUGUGGUGCCAGAGGCCACAGGUAAUGAUACGGUCCCUGAGGUAGUGACGACGUCUGGCUACGCCCUGCUUCACUUCUUCAGCGAUGCUGCCUACAACCUGACUGGCUUCACCAUUGCCUAUUCGGUCAAUUCAUGUCCCAACAACUGUUCAGGCCACGGUAGGUGCAGUCCAGCCAACUCUGUGCUCGGCCGUGUGUACUGUGAGUGUGAGGAGUACUGGAAAGGAGAAGCCUGUGACAUCCCGUACUGCAGAGACAACUGUGGCAGCCCUGAUCACGGCUACUGUGACCUGACCGGGGAGAAGCUCUGCGUCUGCAACGACAGCUGGCAAGGUCCAGACUGCUCUCUGUCUGUUCCCUCCACUGAGGCCUUCUGGGAGCUGCCCAGUGUUAAACCAUCAGCUCAGUCUCUGGGUCGGGCUUCCCAUCAGGCCCUGGUGCACUCUGGGUUGAUGUGGGUGGUAGGAGGCUACUCCUUCAACUACUCCAACUACCACAUGGUCCUCAACUACAACCUGGAGACCAGCACGUGGGAUGUGGUGCCCGUCAGCAGUGGCCCUCUCUACAGAUACGGACACUCUCUGGCUCUCUACGAGGAUGACAUCUACAUGUUUGGUGGAAAGCUGGAAGCAGGAUCAGCUAACGUGACCGACGAGAUGUGGGUGUUCAACAUCCCCAGACGCACCUGGUCACGACGGAAACCAGCCCUGCCUCCUCCCUACGCCCUAGAAGGACACACUGCCCACAUGGCAGAGCUGGCUGAUGGCGAGCCAGUGAUGCUGAUCUUCUUUGGCUACUCACCAAUCUACAGCUACAUCAACAAAGUUCAGGAGUACAGCAUCAGGUCGAACUCAUGGCAGGUUGUGCCUACCGGCGGCGCGGUGGUCCAGGGAGGUUAUGGCCACAGCAGUGUGUACGAUGAGGUCAGCGACAGCGUGUUUGUCCACGGGGGAUACAAAGCACUUAGCAACAACAAGUACGGCCUGGUGGACCACAUGUACUGCUACAACGUGCACACGAGGACAUGGCUGAUUCUCCGAGAGAGCGGUUUGGCACGAUACCUCCACACCGCGGUGCUGCUGAGCGGCACGGUCCUGGUUUUUGGGGGAAACACUCACAAUGACACGUCACUAAGCAACGGAGCCAAGUGCUUUUCUGCUGACUUCCUGGCGUACGAUAUAGCUUGUGAUGAGUGGGCUGCCCUCCCCAGACCAGGGCUGCACCGUGACGUCAACCGCUUCGGACACUCUGCUGUGGUCAGUAAUGGCUCCAUAUACAUCUUCGGUGGCUUUUCGGGCCUCCUUCUGAACGAUGUGCUGGCCUACACACCUCCGUCCUGCCAGGCCUUUUCUAACCCAGCUCUGUGUGCUGCUGCCGGGCCGGGCCUUCGCUGCCACUGGGUCAAAAGCAGAUGCAUGCCCUGGGAGCCCAAACCACCUGACCACAUUAUUCCUGCUCCUUUUUGCCCUGCACGGCCGGCCAGUACAGACGAGCAGUGUUUCCGGUUCUCAGACUGUGCCAGCUGCACCGCCAACACUCGGGGCUGUCAGUGGUGUGAGGACAGGAAGUGCAUCUCUGCCUCCAGCAACUGCACCGUGCUGACUCUGGAGCUGGCCCAGCAGCAUGGUGGCACUCUGUCUCUGUCUCGCCCUCCAUCCAUCUUGUCUGAACAUCAGCUGACUUUGUGGAAGCACGGAGCCAGAAGAAGAGGACAUUCGGUGAGAGACUCGUUCAGGUGUGAGCACAGGGAGGACCAGGAGUGUUUCAGACUGGCCAACUGUAGGAGCUGCUCUCUCAGCGUCAACUGUCAGUGGGAGCCGCAGCAGCAGGAGUGUCAAGCGCUGCCUGGCCAGCUGUGUGGAGAGGGCUGGUACCGUGUUGGGGAGGCCUGUCUGAGGAUCAACUCCAGCAGAGAGAGCUAUGAUAAUGCCCAGCACUACUGCAAGAACCUGGGAGGAAACAUUGCCUCUUUGCUCACAGACAAACAAGUCGGUUUUGUUCUGGAGGAGCUGCAGAAAUACCAGCUGCAAGGCAAGAGGUUAUCUCCGUGGGUUGGCCUACGAAAGAUCAACGUGUCGUACUGGGGCUGGGAGGAUGCGUCACCCUUCACCAACACCAGUCUGCAGUGGUUACCUGGAGAGCCCAGCGAUUCAGGCUUCUGUGCCUACCUGGAGCGCACGCAGGUGGCUGGACUGAAAGCCAACCCCUGCACCGCUGCCACCGACGGCCUGAUCUGUGAAAAACCUGUUGGUAGUCCACAGAGUCCGAGUGCUCGUCCCUGUAAGACGCCCUGCUCUCUGCGCACCAGCUGUGCCAACUGCACCAGCCAGGCUGUGGAGUGCAUGUGGUGUGGAAGUAUGCAGCGCUGCGUCGACUCCUCGGCGUACGUCAUCUCCUUCCCCUACGGCCAGUGUCUGGAGUGGCAGACCCAGGACUGCACCGCUCAGAACUGUUCAGGUCUGAGGACAUGCGCAGAGUGUCUGGAGAGAUCCGAGUGCGGUUGGUGUGGUGAUCCCAGCAACACUGGUAGGGGCGUUUGCAUGGAAGGCUCCUAUCGAGGCCCCCUGAAGCCUGCAAGGGCCUGGCCCCAAGACCAGGACAGACUGCGAGACAGGGACAUGGCGCUGGACCAGAGUCUCUGUAGCUCUGAUAGAGGCUACAACUGGGCCUUUAUCGACUGUGCGGCGUGUCAGUGUAAUGGUCACAGCAGGUGUGUGAACGGCAGCGUGUGCGAGCGCUGUGGGAACCUGACAGCAGGGACGCACUGCCAGACCUGCAUGCCCGGUUACUAUGGCGAUCCUAUCAAUGGAGGGAAAUGUAAUGCCUGCAAGUGCAACAGCCAUGCCACCAUGUGCCACAUCAACACUGGGAAGUGCUUCUGUACCGCUAAGGGCAUCAAGGGAGACCAGUGUCAAUUAUGUGACUCAGAGAAUCGUUACCUUGGUAACCCUCUCCGAGGAACAUGUUACUACAAUCUGUUGAUCGAUUACCAGUUCACCUUCAGUUUGCUUCAGGAAGAUGACCGUUACUACACUGCCAUCAACUUCCUGGCUAAACCUGAACAGGUCAACAAAAACCUCGACAUGUCCAUCAAUGCCUCCAACAACUUCAACCUCAACAUCACUUGGUCCUUGAGCUCAACAGCUGGCACCAUCUCGGGUGAGGAGAUGCACAUCACAACUAGGACCAACAUCAGGGAGCACCGCAACAGUUUCUCCUGUGAAAAGUUUAAUUUCAGAGUUCGCCACAACAUCACCUUCUAUGUCUACGUGUCCAACUUCAGCUGGCCAAUCAAGAUCCAGAUUGCUUUCUCUCAGCACAACAGCAUCAUGGACCUGGUGCAGUUCUUUGUCACCUUCUUCAGCUGUUUCCUGUCUCUCUUACUGGUCGCUGCUGUGGUUUGGAAAAUCAAACAGACCUGCUGGGCCUCACGACAAAGAGAGCAGCUGAUGAGAGAGCGACAGCAGAUGGCCAGUCGUCCCUUUGCUUCGGUUGCUGUUGCGCUGGAGGUGGGCGGUGACCAAGAGGAGCUGCUACAGGCAGUACCGAAGCCCAUAGCCAUGGAGCCGUGCUGGGGGAGCAGAGCAGGUGUUCUGACAGUGCUGUUGUACCUGCCCAGAGUCCCAUCUGGAAUACCUCCACCAGGACAGUCAGGUGUGGCUAUAGCCAGUGCUCUUGUAGACACAUCACAACAGCGAGCAAUGGACUUCAAGGAGAGAAGCCUGGGUCUCAAGCACCGCAAACACGUCGUGCCCCAUCAAGGGACAUGUGUCUGAAUGGGACACCCUAACUGAGAUGACAACAUAUCCACCUGCUCUUGCGGGAUUUCACUGGAGAAACUCUGACUUUAGACAGUGGGUGACACUGUAAAGACAAGCUGCCAAAAACUGGGUUGUGAAAGGACAUGGAUCAGACCGAGGACACAACUACUGUUCUCAACAGGCAAACAGAAAAUGGAACAUAUGAAUCAUACGGAAACUUGAUCAACAUGUUCUUUUUGUCCCUUGCAGAGGGACACAGAGAACAUGUGUGGUCAGACAUUCCCUGAGACAGCUGGCAGACUCCAUGCCAUGUGGCUCUGUGUUUCCAGGGCUCAACUUGAUGUCAGCCAUGCACUCUGCCAUACUGACAGAGAAAAACACUUGUUUUUGCCAAGACAACAAACUAACAGCUUUGAGCUCCAGCAAAAGAUAACGAGUUGAAAUUAGUUGAGCUGAAAUGAAGUCCUCCUGACUUCCAGACCCACUGGAGCUCAGUAGCAACGCUGGAAAAAACAACACGGACCUAACUAGAUCAACGCAAAACACUGGAGUGGGCGGUGCUCUGUGACAAGGAUGGAUUUGACUGAUUAGAAAGUCUGUUCCAGGAAUUUGACAGACUACUGUUGAUCAGACUUUGAAGAACUGCCUCUGGCUUGGAGGAACUUUAGAACGUACGUGAUUUGUUGUUCCCUGCACCUACAUUUAAAAGUCUGACAUUCUGAUAUCUGCUCAGGUCCUCUGGAAUGAAAACAGCCUAUUAUACAUCUGUAUAUCAGGGCUGCAUGGUUCAUCAUUUUGUGAGUGUGAUUUUGAUCCCUGUGCGAUCUCAGUCUCGUGUGACCAUCAUUCUCCCGUGCAUCAAACCAAGCGCUCCCUUUUCCUUGGUUAACCAAUAACAACAACUAGUAACUGCAAAGUGAUUUAUUUCUGCCUCAACUGCUAUUCGGUACUAGGUGUACAUGGCAGGCAGUGCAGUGUUUCAAUAAUAGUUGCAGGACUGCACAGAAUAUUUCACAACAUCAAUCAUGUUGGAUUUGUCUUCUCCGAUUGUCUACAGCUCGUCACCUGAUGUAACGCAUUUCUACUAUUGGUUAAUGCAGCUUAGUGAGGAAAAGGGAGCACUUGGUUUGAUGCAAGGGAUCUCGGUGCUAAUGGCACAGUCAGUCAGGUGAGACUGAGAUCGCACACGGAUCUAUAUCACACCCUCCAUACGAUUACUCAUGCAGCCCUACUGUAUAUGCACUAAAAGCAAAAUGCUUUACCGGUACAUGGGGGAUAAAUGAUAUGCAACUGAUCAUCCCUACAUAGUGUUUAUAUUCUGGGCUGCUUUGUAACCUCACCGUCACCAUCACCAUACUACUGAUGGUAUCUAAUCCAUAUUAAUUCACUCCUUUACUACUGUGAAGCUACAGUAAGUUUCAUGUCUGUUUGUGACCGACCUUUAUGUAACAUAUCUUUAUAUUAUUAAUUAUGCAAAUUACAAUUAAACAAUUUUUCAAGUUUUACAAACGCACUUGGAGUUGAUUUUUUUUAACCGAGUAAAGAAGUGAUUUUUUUAGAGCAUGUCUGCAGUUUUCCUUUCUUGUGCUCCUGCCCUCAAUGUCUUUUCAUCUGAUUAUUGUCGGGUUGGUGAUUCUUUUCAGAAGCAUUUUUGUUACAUAUCUUGAAUUUCUCUUUUCAUCUUGAUGGCAAUGAAUACACUAAAUGCACCGACGAGGCUGAAAAAACCCUGACCAAUAAUUUUACUUGUCCUAAGCAGAACCAUUGAACGGCCUACCUGCCUGUCAGUCUAACUUCCUACUGCUACCUGCAGUACGAGAACAAGAAGACCGCCGCAUGGAACAGACUCCUUUUACACGCAGCCACGAGGAAAGUACCAACAGUAAUCAGCUCUAAGUAGAUAGAUAGGACUGUAAUGCAGUUAACUGGGCAUCAAAGGCCACACGCAGUGUUCAUGUUACCAAGAUGGAAUAAAGCCUGUGUUUUUUGAACAGACUUAGUCGGCCUCCCUCUUCACAAAAGCCCAGACCUCUAAGGCUAGUUACCGGCUACGAGCCAGGGCUAAAGCUGAGGUCCCCAAAUACAGUUUGGCGCUGCAGAUCUGGGCGGGUAACACCAUAAUCGAGAAAGUUACAACUAAAAAGAAGUUGGAUGCUGCAAGAAGUAAAACCAGAAUUGACAUUAUUGUGGCUUUUGAACGAUGACAACUGAGAGAACAAAAGGGG